AUGUCGCUUCACGUCAGAGUAACAAGGAAAGGACCUGCUGAAUUUGAGAUUCAUACUGAAGGUGGAAAUGGAGGAAGAGUAUAUGCUCAUGUUAAAACUGAUGAUUAUGAUAAAUUGUUGAAGAUACAGAUAACGGAAAUACCGGAAGCAUUUGAGUUACAUUUGGAAAAUAGCUUAACUGGUGAUAAGCAAAAAUCAAUUGCCGAACUAACGCUAGAUCCUCUUGGGCAAAAAAGGACCUAUGGUGUUGAAAAUGAAAUUGAGGGUGAAGGUGAAACAUUCCGUGCUUUACGACUAACCAUAAAACAACCGAAGAGGGCGAUUAAUAUUGCAAUACUUCGACCAGCUCGAAAUAAAUAUGCCUUAUCAAUACAACCAAAUGUUGGUGGAGGAAGACGUCCAACCGUAGCUGAAAUGACAUAUCAAAAGACGUCUGAUGGUUAUCAUUGGGAAGGAAGCAUUUCGGAUCAAGCAUUGCAAACACCGCUUAAAGCAAAAAUAAUUUACAAAAAAGAUGAACGAGAUAAAUAUAAUUAUCGAUUAGAUCUACAAACAGAAUUUAUCUAUAGUGAUCAAUCGGAUAAAUUAUUUUCCAAUUCAUUGCAUUUACAUCGAAGUAUUGUGUUAUCAGAACGUAAGAAACGAAUAAUCACAAGAAGAGCUGAAAGAUCUGAUGAUAAUGUCCGGUUUGUUAUUGAACUGAAAAGUAGCCAUCCGGCAAGCAAUCUCAAUACUCGUUUAUGGAGUAAAAUUGAUCGAAAAAUAACCGGACAAGCUAUGAUUCCUGUUCAUGUAACGUUCGGUUUGGAAACCAAAAAUUUGAACCAUCAAUCGGCAGAAUAUUCGCUUGAAACAAAAACGGAUGCGGUCAAAUUUAUGGAAAUUCAAUUGAAAUCACCGAAUUUAAUGUUGAAAGGAAGAAUUGAUAAAAUCAGUGAUAAUCAUUAUAAUGUUGGAUUUUAUAGGAACAGUGAACAACCAUCUAUUGUUGGUGAAUUGAAAAUGCAUGAAAAUGGAGUGAUUUUUGAAUACCGUGAUCAAAGAUCACAAGAAAUUAAACUACAUACUUCAGCUCAAAAACUUAAUGAUUAUCAUGGAAAGAUUGAUAUAUGGCAUAGUGAAGCAGGCAAGAAAAUACAAGAUGCUCGUCUAUCAUUACAAAUGAAUGUUAAAGAAAGGUUCUCAAAAACUGAUCAAUUUCAACAACAUUCAUUUAUACGUGAUGCUAUUCUACCAUUAUUUUCAUCACAUAAUCAAAUUGCUAAUGAUAUUAUGCGAACACUUGAUGGAGCGAUCAAAGAAUGGACUGUAGAACAAAGGUUAAAAUAA
Molecule: messenger RNA, 1329 nt
Organism: Loa loa (African eye worm)
Lineage: Eukaryota; Metazoa; Nematoda; Chromadorea; Rhabditida; Onchocercidae
Exons: 9
Coding region: 1-1329 (442 amino acids)
Source: RefSeq, a predicted model, not a curated record